CCUGCACUGUAAUGUGAAUGCUCACCCUACGUUUCAUUUUAGCUUGUUUUAUUCUGUCCAGUGGACAACACAGGGAGGAUCAUCUCCCAGUGGUUGACAACAUGAGGAGAUAUAUGGUAAUAAAGAGAAUUCCUUGGCCAUGGUUGAGGAGAGACACUACACAAAAUGAGUCCAGUCCACUCAUACCAAAGGAAGGAUCUGCAAAAGAGGAUGCUGAGGAGCUCAGCCAUGUCACCACUGACCUUCAAUCAGAGGCAAACAAUGGACAAGACCAAGGCAAUCCUGCAUUUACAAGGAUCCAUCCCCGCUAUAGAUAUUCCUUAAUGGACUAUUUGCUAAAAUAUUUACUGUUCCUAUGCAAUCUGUUGUUCACAGUCCUGGGAUUGGUGGUUCUUGGCCUGGGGAUGUGGGGCCUCAUCAGCAAAGAAUCAUUUGAGCAGGAGAAAAUCAGCAGCAUCGGCACUGACCCAAUGCUGAUACUUGUGACUCUGGGCCUUCUUCUCACUAUGCUCUGCCUGUCAGGCUGCGUCGGUGCCUUAAGAGAGAACUGCUGCUUACUGAAGCUGUUCUCAGCCGCAGUGCUGGUGCUCAUUACAGUUCAGGUGCUGUUUGCCAUUUUGGCAUAUAGCAUGCAAGAUCAGAUUGGAGGCUACCUGCGGUCAGGGAUGUUAGCUGCCAUGGCGGGCUACCAAGAUGAUCUGGAUCUGAGGUUCAUCACAGAUGAGAUUCAGUCAAAUCUGCAGUGCUGCGGGGCAGACAACUACCGUGACUGGGAGAUCAACAUAUAUUACAACUGUUCAGCUCCAGGAGUGCUGGCCUGUGGCGUCCCUGCAACAUGCUGCGUGGACCCUUUGGAGAAUGGAACAGUUUGGAACUCUCAGUGUGGUGUAGGAGCCCAGCUGUUAGAUGAGUUUACUGCUCAGAGUGUGAUCUUCCUGGGAGGCUGUCUGGGGGGAAUCUCUCGUUGGAUUGAGCAGCAUGAGGGCCUGAUCGGGACUGUUGCGGUUGUUGCAAUUGGAGUCCAGAUUAUGACUCUGUUUAUCACAACACGACUGCUGGAAAGCAUCCAAUGGCAUAAAGUUAACAUAUAAUAUAGAAUGAUGAAUACAACAGUAUACUGUUUAUUGAGUUCUGGCUGGUAUUAUUAGAUUUUUUUUAAAAUCCUGGCCUUGUUUGUCAGUCAGUUAAUUGAACUUGACUACAAAGACUCAUAUGAUUGCACCUGUUUCAUCAAUAGCGAUUUAAAUGAAGGCCAACAAAUUCAACAAACAAUGUCAAAAGGAGCAAGACUGCAUAUUAAGUUUUAAAGCACAACAACCAAAUUAUUUAAAUGUUGCCUUCUCUAAUUUUAAUUCUACACUGGACCGACCACUCUGAUGUGGUGCAAAAUCCCUCAUUUUUUCUGGAUAACAUAUUUAAGCCUAGUAUUGUGGCAAAGGCUACCAAAUUAAGAGAAUGUUCUGAAACGAAAAAUGUAAUUUGCGCAACUGACUUUACAAAUCAACUGUCCUCAUGAGCCACAGAUAAAAACAAAGAAGCAACUGUUUUUAAGGGAAUAAUUUGACAUUUGGGAAACAAGCUUAAAACUUUAAUUUCUCGUUGUCAUGAAUGAUAUGAAUACGCUCUUUCUAGUCUAGUCUAGCUGUCAGCAUGAAGUUGUAAAAAAAAAUUGCUGUCCAGCAAACAGGUAAGCUGCAUAAUCCCUGUAAAAUUAUUUUAAAAUUGUUGUUUCAGAAAAUAUUAAACACCCAAAUAUGCUAUGUUAAGUGAUGAGUUUUAGAGGAGCUGGAGGUUUCUGUCCUGUUUCACAUGUUUGUGAAUUCUAACUGGCUGCUGUCACUCCUGUAGAAUCAUUAUUAUUACAAAGACACAGGAGUAGAAUUGUUUUUUUCAAGAAAGUAGAUUACUUCUCAAAAUGUCAAAAUAUUCACUUGAUUAUUAGCAAAAUGCACAUAGGAAAUGAUGUUACCCACAUUAAACUAGGCAGUGUAUUUGCUGACCCUAAAAUACUUAUGUACUGUUCAAUUUAUUCUGCUAUUCACAUACACUACUCUUUUCUUUUAAAGGGAGAAAUAAAGCAUCACAUCGGGAAUUAUGUAAUGUUUCAGAUACAGUAGUGUGAUUUAAUAACAUGACAUUCACCUUGGCAUGUACAAAAACAUAUGAUGAACAAGAAAAUGUUUAAAACUGCUUUAAAAAUCCCAAGCUUUAUUCCAAGUUUAAAUAUAAUAAAUACAAUGCUGGCAACUGUGCAGAAACUCCUGCAGGCCAGUAACCAAGCUUUCAGUUCCAGCUCCCACUGCAGCCUCAGGCAGUAACUCAUCCAGCAUCAGUGGCUUCCGGACACAAAAAUGGCAGCUUGAGAAUCUUAUGAAAAUAAUUUUACUGUAAAUAAAAAAUAAUGCCUCAGACAAAGAACAGCAUUCUCAAUAUGCAGGCAUACAUGACAGAAAUUAGACAUUACAUUUUGAUUAGGAGGGUUGCAAUUAAAAAAGCCACUAUUGAUGAUCUAGACUGUGAAAUUAGUUACUGAAAUUCCAGUAGCUGAACUUGUCACAUUGGCUCCCUUUGGUAAAUAACAAAAAUAAUAAUAAAUUCACAGUGAAUAUACUCAGAUGAUUCCAUAUUGAGCUAGUUCAUGUAGCUCUAGAUGACUGUACGCUUCCCAUGGGCAGAUCACAGUGAUGUCUAUAAAAGAAAGAAAACAUAGAGUGAUUUAAAAAGGAAAGGCUGCUCGAUUUGUAUGUAAGUGGUGUUGUAGCAUAACUGUUCUAAUUCUGCUUACCAGUGCCUAGGCCUUCCAUUCCAGGGAUCUCCUCUCCGAAGCUGGUGAAGAAAAUAAACGUGGUUUAAAUUUG
Messenger RNA from Amphiprion ocellaris (clown anemonefish), 2858 nucleotides. Its product is annotated as tetraspanin-10. The record is from RefSeq and is a predicted model, not a curated record. Gene Ontology annotation, cellular component: membrane. The transcript is spliced from 3 exons. Bases 18 to 1091 code for a protein of 357 amino acids. NCBI's taxonomy places the organism in Eukaryota, Metazoa, Chordata, Actinopteri, Pomacentridae.